Leptidea sinapis is the source of this 972-nucleotide messenger RNA. It is a transcript of the gene Fis1, whose product is annotated as mitochondrial fission 1 protein. Lineage: Eukaryota; Metazoa; Arthropoda; Insecta; Lepidoptera; Pieridae. The coding region runs from base 155 to 610 and encodes 151 amino acids. Gene Ontology annotation, molecular function: protein binding. Gene Ontology annotation, cellular component: peroxisomal membrane; mitochondrial outer membrane. The transcript is spliced from 5 exons. Gene Ontology annotation, biological process: mitochondrial fragmentation involved in apoptotic process; mitochondrial fission; autophagy of mitochondrion. The record is from RefSeq and is a predicted model, not a curated record.
GUAAUUCGUGAUAUUUCGCAGAAUACUAUAUUUCAAAUUUUAAUGUCAAAUAUUAUCCUGAAUCCGACUGUGCUGACCAAAUAUUUUUACAAUAAAAUAUCAACCUCAUAAUCAAUGUAUAUCAUAUCUAAUUAGAAUAUCUGUUUUCGGCGUAAUGGAAGAUGUAUUAGACGAAAUCGUGUCUUCAGAAGAUUUGCAAAAGUUUGAAAAAGUCUACCAUGAACAACUACAUCAGGGGAACGUAACACACAAGGCUCAAUUUGAAUAUGCUUGGUGCCUUGUGCGUAGCAAAUAUGCGACUGAUAUAAGAAAGGGUAUUCUAUUACUGAAGGACUUAUUCAACUCACAUGCAGAAGGCAAAAGAGAUUAUCUUUUUUACCUCGCCAUAGGCAAUGCAAGAAUCAAAGAAUACAAUAAGGCACUGCAUUAUGUAAAAUCAUUCCUGGAAAUAGAACCUGCUAACCAGCAGGUCCUAGCAUUAGAGCAUCAAAUCAAUAAAAGAAUGGAGAAGGAGGGCCUGAUUGGGAUAGCGGUGGCUAGUGGGGCUGUUCUUGCUAUCGGAGGACUGGUAGGCCUUGGAAUUGCACUCGCUAAGAGCACUAACAAAUAACAUUUAGCCUUCAUAAUGAGCGCUUUGUCAGGCAUUCAUUAUUUUCUGGAAAAUAAGAGACGAGAAGGAUGAAGAAGUUUGAUACCAAAAUUUAAGAAAAGUAAUCACAAUUGUUUUGAUAUUCACAGCAUAAUACAAAAUUAUAUCGAAUUAAUUUACACAUUUUAUAGGAACUUAGAAAUUCUUGUAUUCGCUGAAGGGAAUUAAAUAUUUUAAUUUGUUUAUUGUUAUGUGUAAUUUAUUAUAGUUUAGGGUUUAGUGGUUAAGUGAUAAAGAUGCUUGUGAUGGCAAUUUACUGUAAUGUUUUAUAUUGUGAUGUGUUUCGCUUCAAAAUUAUAAUGAAAUUAGAACUAUUAUGGCUA